CAACACUACUAUAUAACAAAUAAUUUGAGGGUUUAGGGUCAUGAAUGGGGAUAUGGUCAAAAGCGAGCAACAAGUGGUUCAACAUCAGGACGACAGUUUUAUAGUGAAGGUUAGAGGGUUACCGUACUCGGCUACAGCGCACGAUGUUGCUCUCUUCUUCUCUGGGUGCGAUAUAAAGGGGGGCAAGGCGGAGGGUGUCCACUUCCUCUUCAAUCCCCAAUCUGGGAAGCCUACUGGUGAGUGCUUUGUUGAGUUUAUCUCAGCGCCGGACAUGCGCAAAGCGCUGCUGCAGCACCACCGUUACCUGGGACGAAGGUACUUGGAGGUAGAGAGGUGCAGUAGGGAGACUAUGGAACAAACCCUGAAAACGCAUGGUGAGAGUGUAAGACAGAGUCAUCCCAUCGUCCGACUCAGAGGUUUACCAUUCCGUACAACUGAUAACGAGAUUGAGAAGUUAUUCAGCGGAUUGAGUAUCAGCAAGCUUGUUAUUGUCAAGGACCCCAGAGGUCAAGCAGCUGGAGACGGAUACGUACAGUUUGACAAGGAGUGUGACAUGAAGGACGCUCUGAACAGACACAUGGAGAAGAUUGGACACAGGUAUAUCGAAGUGUUCCAGGCGUACAACGUGACAGAUUUAGAUGACAUGCCCAAGUCCCGGCCCAUGAAGCCCCUCAAACCCUGGUCCUACCACCCUGACCAGGCUGGUUAUAAUGUGUAUGAUAACGAGUGGGCAUCGCCUCCCCCUCACCGCAUCCCUCCCAGACCUUACCACUGUCUCAGAAUGCGAGGUCUCCCGUUUGAGGCAACGGAGCAGGAUAUCGCAGAUUUCUUCGACCCCAUUAUGCCAGUACACAUCCAGCUCGUCUUUACAAGACAAGGACGACCCUCUGGUGAAGCUGAGGUGACAUUUGGCAACUACAACGACUUGACGAAUGCUUUGCUCAAAGACAAAGAGUAUUUGGGACAGAGAUAUGUUGAGCUGUUUAACGAGAGUGCUGGUAAUGCGAGUAACAACAAUCCUGGUUAUCCACCCAAUCCUUAUCCCGGUCCUGGUCGCUUCCAAAAUCAGCCCCCACGAAGCAACAGGAUUCCCAACAGACGGUACUAUGAACGCUAGAUACUCUUGACAACGUUCGGCAAAGAUCCUCAACAAUUGAUAUCUUUUGCCUUUAACCUUAGAACUUUGUGUUCUAUUGUUGUCAUGGUUACUGCUUGCUUUUGUCAUGGUUACUGUCCCGCAGACUCAUCGUCUCGUACUCUUUAAUUUUUAUUAAGCUUUAUUUUUGUACCUUUUCCAAAAAGAUGAUUUGAAACUAGACGGUAUCCGUAGUUAUACACGUGACCGUUCUGUCGGAGCCUCACAUCCCAAAUUUCCUCAGAAAUUACCUACUUCAAAUUCUUUGAAUGAUUUCGGAUUCUUGAAUAGCCCUGAUCAGAAAAUUCAAAUUAGCAUUAAUAGCUAGUUGAUUUAGGAACCCUUUCAGUUAUUUAUUCCAUUACAAAAUCCGAAGCUUGAAAUUCUGCGACCAGUUUCAACGUUUGUUGAUAAAAUGUCACAACCUUUUCUCCGACGCCAGAACGGUGGUCUAUUUAUUGUUUUACAACUCAGUGACAGGUACUUAAUGAAAAUGGGAGGACAGAAAGUGUUAUUGAUCUAGAUAUAUGUGCUAUGCUGGUGCUUCUUAGGAGACUGUGAAACAGUUUGUAAUUGGAAAAGAAAUUAGAACUGUGACACGGAGUAAUUUAUUUCGUUUUUAUUGGAACAUAUUUAACCUGUCACUGCUUUGUUUAUAGUAUUUGUUGUACAGAUAUUUUGACGAGAAGCCCUAGUCCAAAGUAAGUGUUUUAACAGCUUUUUCAAACGUAUUUAUGUGUUAACCUCUGCAAGAAGAAAUCGGUUCAAUACAUCUCGAUUUAAAAAAUCUCGACCUAUUUGAAAGAAACAUAUUACCGCCGUAUCUAUUUUCCAAAUAUAUAAUGCUAAUCCGGCAUAUUGCCUCAUCACGAUGAGUUCACUAUUUAUUGAUACGUUAUAUCAGAGUCUAGAGGGCCGGACCGAUAGGCUGGCUGACAGGCGACAGAGGGACAAGGAGAUAACGCCAGGUCCGGCUCUGCUUGGCUCUGUGAGAAUGUGUGAGCCACUGUGUUUAUGUAAUAUGAAUUUCCGUUACAUUUUUACAA
Molecule: messenger RNA, 2181 nt
Organism: Bolinopsis microptera
Lineage: Eukaryota; Metazoa; Ctenophora; Tentaculata; Lobata; Bolinopsidae
Product: heterogeneous nuclear ribonucleoprotein F-like
Exons: 11
Coding region: 41-1117 (358 amino acids)
Cellular component (GO): ribonucleoprotein complex
Molecular function (GO): RNA binding
Source: RefSeq, a predicted model, not a curated record